AUGUUUGAAUGGACCGGAUCAACGGAAAAAUUAGCAGACAAAACAAUUAACAGACAACAGACAACUACGAACUCGGUAUUACAGUUGAACACUGAACAGUCUUCUCUUCUUCAAUUCUUUAGAGUUUGGAGUUUAGGCGGUUCAGUACGAAUUACUACGGAAACGGAAUGGAAAAUCGGAGAUACAGAUUUUCGUAAAGUGAAUCGUUGUAUCCUGUCCUUUGAGUGGUCCUAG
Messenger RNA from Macrosiphum euphorbiae (potato aphid), 234 nucleotides. The record is from the annotation of a GenBank genome assembly. Lineage: Eukaryota; Metazoa; Arthropoda; Insecta; Hemiptera; Aphididae.